AUGCGUCUCGUAGUACCGGCCUCGUUCUUGACUCUCGCCUCUCUGGUCUUCGCUGAGGCUGCCUCCGAUGUUAUCAGCUUGACGGCCGCCAACUUCGAGUCCUCUGUUAACUCAGAGCCCCUGCUCUUGGUUGAGUUCUUCGCUCCAUGGUGUGGUCACUGCAAGGCCCUCGCUCCCCACUACGAGGAGGCCGCCACCACCCUCAAGGAGAAGAACAUCAAGCUCGCCAAGGUCGACUGUGUUGAGGAAGCCGACCUUUGCCAGUCCAAGGGCAUCCAGGGCUACCCCACCCUUAAGGUCUAUCGCAACGGCAAGGACAGCGAGUACAAUGGUCCUCGCAAGGCCGACGGUAUCGUCAGCUACAUGGUCAAGCAAUCUUUGCCCGCUGUCUCUGACGUGACCGCUGACAAGCACGAGGAAUUCACCAAGGCUGACAAGAUUGUCGCCAUUGCCUACCUUCCUUCCUCUACCGCUGCCCCCGCCCCUGAGUUCAGCGCCGCCGCCGAAGCUCAUCGUGACGACUACCUUUUCGGUAUUGUGACCGACCAGGACGUCGCUGCUGCUGCCGGUGUCACCCCUCCCGCCAUCGUCGUCUACCGCUCCUUCGAUGAGCCUCGCACCGAAUACCCCUACCCCGUCUCCGGCACCAACAAGAAGGAGCUUGAGGACUGGAUUGCUGAACUCGCCAUCCCCAUCAUCGACGAAGUCAACGGUGAGACCUACGGUCUCUACGCCAAGAGCGGCAAACCCCUCGCCUACCUCUUCAUUGACCCCUCCAAGCCUGAGAAGGACGCCCAAAUUGAACUCAUCAAGCCCGUCGCCAAGAAGUACAAGUCCAAGGUCAACUUUGUCUGGAUCGACGCUGUCAAGUACGGUGACCACGGCAAGGCCCUCAACCUCCCCGACACCAACUGGCCCUCGUUCGUCGUUCAGGAUUUGGACAAGCAACUCAAAUAUCCCUUCGACCAAACCAAGGCUAUCACCACUGAGGCCAUUGGCGAGUUCCUCGAGAGCUACGUCACCGGCAAGCUCGAACCCUCGCUCAAGAGCCAGCCUAUCCCCGAAACCCAGGAUGAGCCUGUCUACACUCUCGUCGGAAAGAACUUUGAGGAGGUUGUCUUCGACGACAGCAAGGAUGUCUUCGUUGAAUUCUAUGCUACCUGGUGCGGUCACUGCAAGCGUCUCAAGCCCACUUGGGAUCAACUCGGUGAGAAGUACGCCGCCAUCAAGGACAAGAUCGUCAUUGCCAAGUUUGAAGUUCCUGAGAACGACCUUCCUCCCACCGUCCCCUUCCGCAUCAGCGGCUUCCCCACUCUUAAGUUCAAGGCCGCUGGCUCCAAGGAAUUCGUUGACUAUGAGGGCGACCGCUCCCUUGAGAGCCUCGUUUCCUUCGUCGAGGCCAACGCCAAGAACAGCCUUGAGAUCCCCAAGGCUGAACCCAAGGCUGACGAGCCCGAGGCUCAGAAGCCUGUUGAAAAGGAGGCUGAGGGCAUCCACCGGGAAGAGCUCUGAUCACCUAGCAUAUUAGCGCCUGCUUUACUUAUCGACUAAUGGAUCUAUUUGGAAACG
Messenger RNA from Coprinopsis cinerea okayama7#130, 1569 nucleotides. RefSeq names its product disulfide isomerase. The coding region runs from base 1 to 1512 and encodes 503 amino acids. Gene Ontology annotation, biological process: response to endoplasmic reticulum stress; protein folding. The record is from RefSeq and is a predicted model, not a curated record. NCBI's taxonomy places the organism in Eukaryota, Fungi, Basidiomycota, Agaricomycetes, Agaricales, Psathyrellaceae. The transcript has 4 exons. Gene Ontology annotation, molecular function: protein disulfide isomerase activity. Gene Ontology annotation, cellular component: endoplasmic reticulum.